This is a messenger RNA of Strongyloides ratti, 438 nucleotides long. RefSeq lists its product as hypothetical. The transcript has a single exon. The coding region runs from base 1 to 438 and encodes 145 amino acids. NCBI's taxonomy places the organism in Eukaryota, Metazoa, Nematoda, Chromadorea, Rhabditida, Strongyloididae. The record is from RefSeq and is a predicted model, not a curated record.
AUGGAGAAUAGUAAAAUAUUUUUAAUAACAUCUGUUACUAUUGGAGGUAUUAUUGGUAUGAUAUAUUGGUUUUCACAUACAAAAAAAGAUACUGAUAAAGAAAUUAUAGAAAUGGAUGAGGUAGUUGUUGACUAUAAAAAACAGGAUGAUUUGGAAAAUAAUAUAAAGUCAGCAAACAAUGAGUCUGAUAUAAAAUCAAUAACUUCAUAUGAAGAAAUUCUUUCAAUAGAAUCAAGUGAACAUUCAUUUCCAAUAACUCCAACAAACAGUCCAACAAACAAAGAAUCAAUUAAAAAAUCUAAAAUUCCUGUUUUCCUAAAUAGUCCUAGUCAAAUAAAUACAGAAAAUAUUUCUCUUCCAACACAAUCUCCUACAAAUUCAUUGGGAAAAGGAACAAAAUUAUUGGAACCAAAAAUAUCAAGAAAACAUCAAAAUUAA